GGUUGGGAGGUCCCGGGUCCCAACGGGGCUGUGAGAAUUCGGGCCCAUGGCGGACGCCCAGUACAUCCUGCCCAAUGACAUCGGUGUGUCUAGCCUGGACUGCCGCGAGGCCUUCCGCCUGCUGUCACCCACAGAGCGCCUGUAUGCCCACCAUCUGUCACGGGCCGCCUGGUACGGAGGCCUGGCUGUGCUGCUGCAGACCUCCCCUGAGGCCCCCUACAUCUAUGCCCUGCUCAGCCGCCUCUUCCGUGCCCAGGACCCAGACCAGCUGCGCCAGCAUGCCCUGGCUGAGGGCCUUACCGAGGAGGAGUAUCAGGCGUUCCUGGUCUAUGCUGCAGGUAUCUACUCCAACAUGGGCAACUACAAGUCCUUUGGCGACACCAAGUUUGUUCCCAACCUGCCCAAGGAGAAGCUGGAACGUGUGAUCCUGGGAAGUAAGGCUGCUCAGCAGAACCCGGCAGAAGUCAGGAGCCUCUGGCAGACCUGUGGGGAGCUCAUGUUCUCUCUGGAGCCGCGGCUUCGACACCUCGGGCUGGGGAAGGAGGGAAUCACCACCUAUUUCUCCGGGAAUUGCACCAUGGAAGAUGCCAAACUGGCCCAAGACUUUCUGGACUCACAGAACCUCAGUGCCUACAACACGCGGCUCUUCAAGGAUGUCGACCAGGAUGGGAAGCCCCGCUAUGAGGUGCGGCUGGCUUCUGUGCUUGGCACGGAGUCUGCUCUGCAUUCCGAAAUGACGUCCAGGCUGAAGAGCUACGAAUUCCGUGGGAACCAUUUUCAGGUGACGCGGGGGGACUAUGCACCUAUCCUCCAGAAGGUGGUGGAGCACCUGGAGAGAGCCAAGGCAUAUGCAGCCAACAGCCGGCAGGAACAGAUGCUGGCUCAGUACAUAGAGAGUUUCACCCAGGGCUCCAUCGAGGCCCACAAGAGGGGCUCCCGCUUCUGGAUACAGGACAAAGGCCCCAUCAUAGAGAGUUACAUCGGGUUCAUCGAGAGCUACCGAGACCCCUUUGGUUCCCGUGGAGAGUUUGAAGGCUUUGUGGCCAUGGUGAACAAGGCCAUGAGUGCCAAGUUUGAGUGUCUGGUGGCAAGCGCAGAACAGCUGCUGAAGGAGCUGCCCUGGCCCCCGGCCUUUGAGAAGGACAAGUUCCUCAGCCCCGACUUCACCUCCCUGGAUGUUCUCACCUUCUCUGGCUCUGGCAUCCCUGCUGGCAUCAACAUCCCCAACUAUGACGACCUAAGGCAGACGGAAGGCUUUAAGAACGUGUCACUGGGGAACGUGCUGGCUGUGGCCUAUGCUACACAGCGGGAGAAGCUUACCUUCCUGGAGGAGGAUGACAAGGACCUGUACAUCCGCUGGAAGGGGCCCUCCUUUGAUGUGCAGGUGGGACUGCACGAGCUGCUGGGACACGGCAGCGGCAAGCUCUUUGUGCAGGAUGAAAAAGGAGCAUUUAACUUUGACCAGGAAACAGUGAUCAACCCAGAGACGGGGGAGCAGAUUCAGAGCUGGUACCGGAGCGGGGAGACCUGGGACAGCAAGUUCAGCACCAUCGCCUCUAGCUAUGAAGAAUGCCGGGCUGAAAGCGUGGGCCUCUACCUCUGCCUCAACCCCCAAGUGCUAGAGAUCUUUGGCUUUGAGGGGGCUGAUGCGGAAGAUGUGAUCUAUGUGAACUGGCUCAACAUGGUUCGGGCCGGGCUGCUCGCUCUGGAGUUCUACACCCCUGAGGUGUCUAGCUGGAGACAGGCCCACAUGCAGGCCCGGUUUGUGAUCCUGAGGGUCUUGCUGGAGGCUGGCGAGGGACUCGUUACUGUCACUCCCACCACAGGCACUGAUGGGCGGCCAGAUGCCCGCGUCCGCCUUGACCGCAACAAGAUCCGGUCUGUGGGCAAGCCUGCCCUGGAGCGGUUUCUCAGGAGACUUCAGGUGUUGAAGUCCACGGGAGAUGUGGCCGGAGGCCGGGCCCUGUAUGAGGGGUACGCAGCGGUCACUGAUGCACCCCCUGAGUGCUUCCUCACCCUCAGGGAUACCGUGCUGCUCCGCAAGGAAUCUCGGAAGCUCAUCGUUCAGCCCAACACUCGUCUUGAAGGCUCAGAAGUGCAGCUCCUUGAGUAUGAGGCCUCGGCUGCUGGUCUCAUCCAAUCCUUCUCUGAGCGCUUCCCAGAGGACGGGCCCGAGUUGGAGGAGACCCUCACCCAACUGGCCACAGCUGAUGCCCGGUUCUGGAAGUGCCCCAGUGAGGCCCCAUCUGGCCAGGCUUGA
This is a messenger RNA of Puma concolor (puma), 2260 nucleotides long. It is a transcript of the gene DPP3, whose product is annotated as dipeptidyl peptidase 3. Lineage: Eukaryota; Metazoa; Chordata; Mammalia; Carnivora; Felidae. Gene Ontology annotation, molecular function: dipeptidyl-peptidase activity; metalloexopeptidase activity. The record is from RefSeq and is a predicted model, not a curated record. Gene Ontology annotation, cellular component: cytoplasm. Gene Ontology annotation, biological process: proteolysis.